GCUGUGACUUUGUCGCUUUUAUUCUCCUGUGCUUGCUCCUGCUAGUCUAUCAGGUCUGACUGGACUGCGAUUCGAACCGCUUCGAGAUAUCAGUGCCUAUGCCUUUACGUUUCGGUGUCACUUAAGAUUUGCGUACAAGUUUCCAUCGGUCCCCGUCGCCUCUUUUGGCUCCCUUCGUUUAAUCGAUCGGCAUCUGGUAUCUAUGUGAAGUGGUACUAAAGGAAAGCCGCACGGCGCUAUCGAUACUGGUUGGCAGAAUGCUUGGGAGUUGCAGUUUUGGGGGCUGAAUCUGGGGCUUGCUGAUGACCAUAUCUGAAGACUGGGACGGAUCUAUUGCGGUCAAGGGCGACGGGUAGAUCUGAUUGAACAGCCUGAUAUGGCUUCAGCCAUCAGCGACCAUGUCUCUGCACCGUCGGACCUGGAUCUUUCACUGGACUUGACAGCAGCCAGACAACUUACCGACAUACUGGAGUUCGAUCUUGAUGCAAACAGUCCAGCUGUUACAACCGAGGCCAAUACCCAAGGCACGAGCCCGUCGGAUGAGGGGGGUGUCUCGACUCCAAACAGCACAUCCUUGGAAACACCGCGCCCAUCGGUUGCCAAGCGCAAAGGCAAGGUCUUGGUUACAAAGCCCAGGAGGGUUCGAACAGGCUGUUUAACAUGUCGGGAACGCCAUCUGAAGUGCGAUGAGGCUUUGCACCGAUGUCAGAACUGCCGGAAGUCGGGCAGAGUAUGCAGGCGCGGAAUCCGCCUAAACUUCAUAGAUAUCCAGGAAUCGACACCGCCGCACUGCGUAGUUCGUAUACCAGCGAGUGGCGUGACAUUUCGGGAUGAGUCGCGACUUAUAGCGUCGGAGUACGUGGGCGGGAUUGAGAGAUAUCCUCCCUUGGUUGUGGACUCUUCAUUGGAGAAGGGAACUGCGACAGGGUCUUUGACCUCUAACCCCACACAGAAACCUUCCUUUGGACAAGGUUUUGGGAAUCCCCAGUCUGGGGGCUUGGGUGCAUUCAAUGGCCUGUCGCCUCUGGCAAAUAAACCACCGUUCUAUGACCCAACCGCGUCGUUUGCCCCUUUCAGGUCGACGAAACAGGGCCAUAUCAAUGCUACGAACCAUAUGUGUUUGAACAACCCAGAAGAGGUUUACCUGCUACAGGUCUUCGUCGAAGAGGUUGGGUUGUGGAUGGAUUCCAUGGAUGCAGUAAAGCAUUUCACACAUAUACUGCCAUUUCACGCAUUAGAGGAACCCAUGCUUCUUAAAGCUCUCCUGUCAUGCGGCGCCAGACACCUUUUUCAUGUGGAUGCCUCGUAUGGCGAGGAAAAGGCCGCGGAUUUUCACAAUGUCGCCUCGCAAUAUCUUCUCCACUCACUACAAGACCCUGACCGUGACUCUGCCCUGUGCGCAACCACGGCGAUUCUGCUAAACAUAUAUGAGUUGAUGUCUGGUAGACCGAUCCAGGGUAUGAGUCACAUUGCUGGUGCAAGAGCUUUGAUCAAGGAGUGUCACUGGAAUGCAAAAACACCGGGUCUUGGGGGUGCUUGUUUCUGGCUGAAUGUAAGCAUGGAAUUACUUAGCUGUCUGCACUUCAAUUGGACACUCUCUUGGGAUCCGGACACAUGGGGCGUUGAAUUGGAUCUGAAUCAUGCACAGCCUAGUGUUGCAGGCAACGAAGAAGCAUGGACGCACCAGAUGGUCUUCAUCUGCGCCAAGAUUGCAAACUUCAGAUCUUUAGCUCAGCCGUCAACACUAGAGGCGUCAGCCAGUGACCUGCGGAUCAGCCAGCGCUAUCAGGAAUGGUGUACUUACAAUGACUGGUGCGAUCGGUGGGCUAGAGCUGUACCUCGGUCCAUGAUGCCUCUCGGCUAUCUUCAUUCAUGGCAAACUAAUUCGAAAUCCGUUUUUCCAGAGAUAUGGCUCAUCAAGCGUUCUACAAUCAUCGCUCGAUUGUUGUACCACACCGCACGAAUUCUGCUAACGAAGACGAAUCCAGUCGAAUCAGAGUUCAGUGCCGAGAUGCAGACCAUGCAGCAAAGCCAUGCACGAGACAUCUGCGGCCUCGUAGCACACUCCAGGGAUCGCGGAGUCGCUAGUCUAUCCAUCCGGUUCCUCGCCAUUGCGGCCGAAUGUCUCGCGACCAGGGAAGCUCAACAAGAAGCUUUGGAGAUACUCGAAGGUAUCAUCAAGCAAACCGGCUGGAAAGCCGAACACGUGAAAAAGGAACUCCAGGAAGCAUGGGGCUGGAGUGAUCCUCACGGUCCCCCAAUGCAUAUGUCUGAAGAUAUUCUGGCAUUGUUCAACGGCGACCAUUCCCUAGACGCAGGUCAUGCGCCUGCUCGUCCGAAAAUGCCAGCUGGAGUGAUUAAUCCAGUCAUGGCUAGUGCGGACUUUUCGAUGGAGAAUCAUCCAUAUCGGGACUAUUAUGUUGCCCCACAUCGUUCUCUCAAUCAGUAUCCUUACGGAGGGUUUUAGAAUGGUGGCAUUUAUCGCUGGCGUUGACGGGAGUUGAUUGUAUGGCGUGUGUCGGGAGAAAUUGUUUUUUUAGAUACCACUAGAGUUGUCGUUCUUUUGUAUUGUGUAUCAUCAAUGAUGUACUGAUAUAAACAAUAUACUGUGAAGUUAAACUCCAG
Messenger RNA from Aspergillus ibericus CBS 121593, 2625 nucleotides. Its product is annotated as Zn(II)2Cys6 transcription factor. The transcript has 5 exons. Bases 377 to 2467 code for a protein of 696 amino acids. Gene Ontology annotation, molecular function: zinc ion binding; DNA-binding transcription factor activity, RNA polymerase II-specific; transcription cis-regulatory region binding. The record is from RefSeq and is a predicted model, not a curated record. Gene Ontology annotation, cellular component: nucleus. Lineage: Eukaryota; Fungi; Ascomycota; Eurotiomycetes; Eurotiales; Aspergillaceae. Gene Ontology annotation, biological process: positive regulation of transcription by RNA polymerase II.